Mycosarcoma maydis (corn smut) is the source of this 1296-nucleotide messenger RNA. RefSeq lists its product as uncharacterized. Bases 1 to 1296 code for a protein of 431 amino acids. Lineage: Eukaryota; Fungi; Basidiomycota; Ustilaginomycetes; Ustilaginales. The transcript has a single exon. The record is from RefSeq and is a predicted model, not a curated record.
AUGGCAUUCGACACCUUCCAUCACAACCCUGAACACGGCGUUAUCGUCUGUCGGCAGUGUGAGACCUGCCUAAUGCCCAGAGAGAGCAGCUGGGUCGGUCACCUCCGAAUUCGUCCACACCAUAUGAAAGGCGAGCAUCUUGUUCGCACCCUCGAGCAUUUCCACAGCUUUGGUAAUUUCAGCAGCGUCGACGACUUGCGUCAGCGGGCAGCGGCCAGACGCCGACAAGAUCAGCCAUGUCGGCCCGUCGACGGUCUUGCCCUGUACGAAGGAUUCAUUUGCACCUGUACAGCAACCUGCUUUUUCAGCACACGACGACUCGACAAGAUCCGAAAACACAUAUGUGUCCACGGCCGAAAGCCCAAAGAGCACUCUGACGCUACUCCGCUCUGGCGCGCCUGCCAGCUUCAGACCUAUUUUACAGCCAAGGGCAUCAUUGAUUAUUUCGAAGUCGACGACGCAGUGCCCAUUCACCCUCAGCAGACAGCACGGCUCGACCCAUCCUGCACGAUUUCCACUUUGGCAUCCACAUCCGCAGCCACCUCCACCCCAACGAGAACUGAGGAUGGGCGGGCGGCCAUCUUUGAAGACGUGAAGGGCGAAAUCGAGGCGGUUUUUGAGCCGGCGCGGAGGGCGCAAGAUCCACUGCGCGCCAAUGCCCGCGCGGAUCGCGAGCCGUGGUUGGUGAACACGGGGUUUGGAGCGCAUCUGGACGGGUUGCUGGACGCUGAGAUCCGCUCUUCGUAUGCGCUGCCUUCAAGCGUGGAUGCAGAACUUGUUCUUGACGACGCUCCCGAGGACGCAAGCAACAGCGAUCUGCAGCGCAUCCUCGUAGCAGCCGAGCACACGCUGCGAGACGCGUACCGGUUGUGCAGCGACACUAGUGCGCGGUACAAGCUGACGCAGCAGCGUGCAAUCGCGCUCAGCCAGUUCCGGCUGGGCGAUGCAAGUGAAGAGCCGAACUCGAGAGGGUCCUACUUCCGCCGCUUCAAGAACGAAAGGACGCUGGUCAACUACUUUCGGCUGACCAAGCAGCUGCUCACGUACUACUACCGCGUCGUCUACCGGCGCGACGGCCACUUUACGAGCAACACGGAGGGCCAUUCGCUUCCGCAGGACGUGAUCAAGCCUUCUGCGGAGCAAUUGGAGGCAAUGAACGCCAUCAUCGAGGUGCUGCGCCUAGUAAUUUGUGUCCCAGCGCUUACACUAAAUGCAGCGCCCCAGAUCCCGGAGAGCCAGGGUGCAUCUGCAAAAUUGACGCGAUUUCCGAGGUCGGAGUUGGCUCCAGGGUACUAA